Messenger RNA from Phalaenopsis equestris, 1995 nucleotides. RefSeq names its product anti-sigma-I factor RsgI6-like. Lineage: Eukaryota; Viridiplantae; Streptophyta; Magnoliopsida; Asparagales; Orchidaceae. Gene Ontology annotation, molecular function: hydrolase activity, hydrolyzing O-glycosyl compounds. The record is from RefSeq and is a predicted model, not a curated record. Gene Ontology annotation, biological process: carbohydrate metabolic process.
AACUCCUCUCUCCCUCAACAAGUUCUUCAUUGUCUCUGUUCGGCUUUGGGCAUGAGAAAGAGGAGAAUGAGUAAAAAUAACUUACUUUCUAUGAUUUUUAUGUGCUUAUAUAUUGCAUCAGACUCUGUUGUUGCUGUUGGAGCAGGUUACGAGGGACCUUCGUAUGAUUAUUCUGCUUAUACAGAGGUUGGUUGAAGAUCAACAGAGGAGCCCAUUCUGCUCUCCUGAAGGCCAAACUGAUCACCGGCGACAAAACCCUAAACUGCGUUGGCUCCUCCUUUGCCAAACACGGCUGCUGGUCUUUUCUCAAGGGAGGCUUCGUCCUCAACACCCCCUCCGAAACUUCACUCAUUUUCUUCCAGAGUGCAGAUGGAAGCGAAGCAAUAGAUAUCGCGGUGGCAAGCGCAGCGCUGCAGCCUUUCUCAGCCGAACAGUGGGAGUUUCAGCAGAAUAGCAGCAUAAGAACAAAAAGAAAGCGUGAGGUAGCAAUCCACGUUUCAGACGCGGAAGGAAAUCGCGUCGCCGGAGCUUCAGUUAUCGUUCAGCAGAUCUCAAGGGAGUUCCCCUUUGGCUCCGCGAUAGCUAAAACCAUACUCGGGAACCCAAAGUAUCAGGACUGGUUUGUGGACCGCUUCAACGCAGCGGUCUUUGAAAACGAGCUGAAAUGGUACACGACGGAGCCGGAGCGCCACCAGCUGAACUACACCCUCGCCGACCAAAUGCUCCGAUUCAUCCACUCCCACCAAAUCAUGGCGCGCGGCCACAACAUCUUCUGGGAAGACCCCCAUUACACCCCCUCCUGGCUCCGCAAUCUCUCCUCCCCUGACCUCCGCUCCGCCGUCUCCUCCCGCAUCCGAAGCCUCCUCUCCAGAUUCAAGGGCGAUUUCGUUCACUGGGAUGUCAGCAACGAGCUGCUUCACUUUGACUUCUACGAGCGCCGGUUGAUGAACCCAAACGCCUCGCUCGACUUCUUUCUGGAGGCUCAGGAGGCCGAUCCGCUGGCCACUCUGUUCAUGAAUGAUUAUAACGUGGUGGAGGGGUGCGAGGAUGAGAAAUCGACGGUGGAUUCGUAUGUGGAGAGGAUGAAGGAGCUUGUUGGGGGAGGGGCGGUGUUGGGAGGGAUUGGAUUGGAGGGGCAUUUCGAUGAGCCGAAUGUUGUUUUGAUGAGAGCUGUGCUUGAUAAGCUGGCGACGUUAGGGCUUCCGAUUUGGCUGACGGAGGUUGAUGUGAGCAGGAGGUUCGGCCAUGAGUUGCAGGCGAAGUAUUUGGAAGAAGUUCUGAGAGAAGGUUUUGCUUAUCCUUGGGUGAAUGGAAUCAUGCUAUGGAGUGCGCUUCAUCCCAAUCAGUCUUGCUAUCAGAUGUGCCUCACGGAUGAGGAGUUCCGGAACCUGCCGGCUGGCGAAGUGGUGGACCGGCUGCUGGAGGAGUGGGAGACGAAGGAGGCGGGAGGAGAAACGGAUGAUCAUGGAAUGUUUAGCUUUGAUGGGUUCUUGGGGGGAUAUGAGGUCGCUGUGAGGUAUGGGAACAGGUCUGUGGAGACGACGAUGUCUUUGAGCAGAGGGGAUGAGACCAGGCAUUUUAACAUACAGUUGCUUCCUUUAUUACAAUCCAGCAAUCAUGAUUCUUUGAAAACCAAUUUGUCAACAUGGAACCUCGCUUCGGUGAUCAUUGACACUACCUUUUUCAAGUGGAUAUCAAUUAUUCAUCCUGUCAUAAUAAAAGGACCUUGAGAAGAUCCGAUGGCUUAAAAUAUGAGUUUGUGGAAGAGAUCUUCUGCAGUGCAUUAGCAGGAUCCACAAAGAACCAACAAAGAUUACGAGAUGACCCAGCCAAUCUACCGAGCCGAGACUCGAGUCGACCCAAAUUAAAGGAUCUCGACACAAGUGUCUUCAGGCGGAAUAUCCCGAGUUAGAGCCAAUCAUUUCAGGAUGCCCUUGGGCCGAGCCAAGCUGACCGAGUUGGGCACAUAUUAAAAAAAAUAGAGAAAAGGUAAUC